AUGGGUGGCUUUGGAGUCUCACUUCGGAGGCACAAGUUCGUCCUCCUCGUGCUCUUUCUUCUGCACAUUCAGAGUCUGGGUCUGGACAUGGAGAGUCAUCCUACCACUGAAGUCUGUGCCACACACACCAUUUCACCAGGACCCAAAGGAGAUGAUGGUGAAAAAGGAGAUCCAGGAGAGGAGGGAAAGCUCGGCAAAGUGGGACGCAUGGGGCCAAAAGGAGUUAAGGGAGACCUGGGUGAUGUGGGAGACCAAGGCAACAUUGGCAAGACUGGGCCCAUUGGCAAGAAGGGUGACAAAGGGGAAAAGGGUUUGCCCGGGAUUCCUGGAGGAAAAGGCAAAGCAGGUACUGUCUGCGAUUGUGGAAGAUACCGGAAAGUUGUUGGGCAAAUGGACAUUAGCGUUGCUCGCCUCAAGACAUCUAUGAACUUCGUCAAAAAUGUCAUAGCAGGGAUUAGGGAAACGGAUGAGAAAUUCUACUACAUCGUGCAGGAAGAGAAGAGCUACAGGGAAUCCCUGACCCACUGCCGGAUCCGGGGUGGCAUGCUAGCCAUGCCCAAGGACGAAGCUGCCAACACACUCAUCGCGGACUAUGUAGCCAAGAGUGGCUUCUUCCGGGUCUUCAUCGGGGUGAAUGACCUUGAGAGGGAAGGACAGUAUGUGUUUACCGACAACACCCCACUGCAGAACUACAGCAACUGGAAGGAGGGGGAGCCCAGCGACCCCUAUGGUCAUGAGGACUGUGUGGAAAUGCUGAGCUCAGGCAGGUGGAAUGACACGGAGUGCCAUCUUACCAUGUACUUUGUCUGUGAGUUUGUCAAGAAGAAAAAGUAA
This is a messenger RNA of Pipistrellus nathusii (Nathusius's pipistrelle), 834 nucleotides long. The record is from the annotation of a GenBank genome assembly. Lineage: Eukaryota; Metazoa; Chordata; Mammalia; Chiroptera; Vespertilionidae.